GGAGCUGAGCUUUCCUCUUUAUAUACACGCCCCUCUUUUUUCAAAGCUAAAAUUCUCUCUGAUCUUCCUGUGCUUCUAAUUAAGCUUCUAAUAUUUUAUUUAUCCACCCCAAAUUAUAUUCGUUCUGCGUUUUCGUGUCUUCACAAUCUUCUCGACGGAAAAGUGAAUAGCUAGCUAGCUAGAUGUGAAUAAAGGGACAAACAAACGCGCCCUUAGCCGAAGCACAGAAAAAUGAGCUGCAAUGGCUGCCGGGUCCUCCGGAAAGGGUGCAGCGACAGCUGUAUUCUUAGAAGCUGUUUACAAUGGAUGGAAAGCGCCGAAGCUCAAGGCCACGCCACCUUGUUUGUCGCCAAGUUCUUCGGCCGUGCCGGCCUCAUUUCUUUCAUCUCCGCCGUGCCGGAAAAUCAGAGACCUUCUCUAUUCCAAUCUUUGUUAUACGAAGCUGUUGGGCGGACGAUCAACCCGGUGAACGGAGCGGUGGGGUUAUUAUGGAGUGGGAAUUGGCACGUGUGCCAAAAGGCGGUGGAAACCGUCCUCCGCGGCGGCGCGUUGCAGCCACUUCCGGAAUUUGUUGGUGGCGUGGGCGAGGUUGGUGAAGCCUCGGGGUGCACCGACAAGUCCAAGUUUCAUGAUUCCAGUCAAAACCCACGUCCCAAAAAUGCUGAGAAACGCCGCCGUUUUCCGGAUGCCCCAUCGAGUGUUAUCCAGCUGGCCGAUCUUAAUCUCAGACUACAUCCCGGUUUUCAAAGGGGCUGUGACAGUACAAGCCCGACGGCGGAGAGACGGCGGCGACCGGGGACGCCGUCGAUGAACUCCGAGGAGUCGGUGACGACUACUUGCCUGAACAGCCGGUUCGGCGGCGCCGCGGAUCAAUAUGGAGGAGAACCCAAACUUCUAAACUUGUUCAAUUAGUGUUUUAAUUGUUCAAUUAAUUAUUUGUAUUAUUUUCUGUGCUUUUCUUUGGUGGUUUGUUUUUUUGGUGUCCGGGGAGUUUUGCUAAAACUAUUGGCGCAGGAUUCCCUUUUAAUUUCCUGCUAAACAUAUAUAGCGGAAACAAGUGGGGGAAAAUGAAAGUAUGCCGAUUAUCCCAAAAGUCUCUUGAAAUGAGUUUUAAUUCACGGAUGAAAAUGAAUAAAAUGAGUGUUUUUAUUCAUUUGGAUCAA
Cuscuta epithymum is the source of this 1163-nucleotide messenger RNA. Lineage: Eukaryota; Viridiplantae; Streptophyta; Magnoliopsida; Solanales; Convolvulaceae. The record is from the annotation of a GenBank genome assembly.